AUGGUUGUAUUUACACUAGCAGCAUUUGCAUUGGUGGCUGUCGUUUGCUGUAAUGCAGCCAAAUUCAGUUUGAAAAUUGCUGCGCUUGAAGCACACAACACAUUCAGAGAACGGCACAAUGUCAAUCCUGUCAGAUGGGACACUACGCUUGCAAGACAUGCUCAAUACUGGGCUCAUCAGUGCUACUGGGGCUAUAGUGAUGAUCGUCGACCUUACCACGAUCAUUGUGGAGAGAACAUUGGCUAUGGUCAGCCCUCCAUUUCUGCUGCCAUCAAGGAAUGGUACAAUCUUGAAAUUGAGAAUUAUGGUUUUCAAGAUGGAGCAUCUUGGAAUGGUGAAGAAGUCAGGCAUUUCACCCAAGUCGUCUGGGAGGAAACAACGAGAAUUGGCUGUGCUGAAGCUUACUGCGAUGAUAUGAAUGGCUAUUAUUAUGUUUGUAACUACUAUCCUCCAGGAAACAAACGUAAUGCGUAUAUACAGAGUGUAUUCCCGGUAGCCUAUGACGAGAAAUAA
This is a messenger RNA of Mucor velutinosus, 513 nucleotides long. RefSeq names its product Ribosome biogenesis protein. Gene Ontology annotation, cellular component: extracellular region. The record is from RefSeq and is a predicted model, not a curated record. The transcript is spliced from 2 exons. Bases 1 to 513 code for a protein of 170 amino acids. Lineage: Eukaryota; Fungi; Mucoromycota; Mucoromycetes; Mucorales; Mucoraceae.